AUGUCGUCCGCUACAUUUGCCGGCUCCGACCCGGCCGACCCUAACAAUAACGCCGUCAACAUUGAAGCCUCGGGGCCAUACGAGCCUGUCCUGGCCGCAUUCACUCAGCAGUUCAACCAAGUUUGGCAGAACGAGGCGCUUUGGGAGAAUGCUAACCAGGAUAAGGUAUUGACCACGAUGGCAAACGCAAUUCUAGGACUGCGCAUCAGCAACGGUCAGAUGGCUGGCGGUGUCGACAGUGAGGAAAGCAGCGCUGAAGACGAUGGCAGUAGCGACGAGGAUGACAGAGACGAUAAAGAUGAUGGCAUGAGCUUAAAGUACCACCUCGCCCUUGUGGGCUUUAACACCAAUUGGGAGUACACCAAAGACAGCAUCACCCAGGGCAAUAAGGAAGGCCGGGAGAUCCUCCGCUAUAUCCAGCCUCCUAGCCGAGGCGUGCGGAAGGUCAGCCACGCAGGAGCAGUUUUAUGCAAGAAGCUCAGCAUCACGUCGCAGAAGUUCGACAGUCUCUACAAGUCUAGUCAUAUUGCAACUGCGAUGGUGGCCACGUUUGGCAAAGGUUCCGUCAUGUUCUUGCCUAACGGUACAAGCGGGUGA
Molecule: messenger RNA, 597 nt
Organism: Lasiosphaeria miniovina
Lineage: Eukaryota; Fungi; Ascomycota; Sordariomycetes; Sordariales; Lasiosphaeriaceae
Exons: 3
Coding region: 1-597 (198 amino acids)
Source: RefSeq, a predicted model, not a curated record